AACAUUCGGUUGAGAAAGCUAAGCUUCUAGAAUCAGUCCCUAUAAAAAGCUCGUGAGAGAAGCUAAAAAACUUGCAUGUUUCAACAUCAUGGCAGUGAUAGAAGAAAAAGGCCCUGCAAAUGGGAACCAAGAUUACACUCAAGAUGGGACAGUGGACCUUAAAGGUAGACCCGUUUUGAGAUCAAAAACGGGAAAAUGGAAAGCAUGUUCCUUCAUAGUAGGGUAUGAAGUGUUUGAGAGGAUGGCUUUCUACGGGAUACAAUCAAACCUAGUGCUGUAUCUAACAAGGAAGCUCCAUGAGGGCACUGUGACAGCUUCAAACAACGUUAGCAACUGGGUUGGUGCAGUGUGGAUGAUGCCACUGGCAGGAGCUUUCAUAGCUGAUGCCUAUCUUGGACGAUAUUGGACCUUUGUAAUUUCAUCAGGCAUCUAUGUUCUGGGAAUGGCUCUGUUGACUCUAGCAGUUUCAUUACAAGCCCUGAGACCUCCACCAUGUGUUGAUGAUCACAAUUGCCCGCAUGCAUCGUCACUGCAAUAUGGUAUUUUCUUCUUAGGCCUUUACAUCAUUGCAGCAGGCACAGGGGGAACCAAACCCAACAUUUCCACCAUGGGAGCGGAUCAAUUUGAUGAUUUUGAGCCCAAAGAGAGAUCACAUAAGCUUUCCUUCUUCAAUUGGUGGUUUUUUAGCAUUUUCUUUGGUACCCUUUUCGCCAACACCUUUUUGAUCUACAUACAAGACUAUGUGGGUUGGACCAUUGGAUAUGGCCUUCCCACCCUUGGCCUUGCUUUUUCAGUAUUGGUGUUUCUGGUAGGAACACCUUAUUAUAGGCACAAAUUGCCCUCAGGUAGCCCUAUAACAAGGAUGCUUCAGGUCUUUGUUGCUGCUACAAGGAAGUGGAAGCUACAUGUCUCAGAUGAUCCAAAAGAGCUACAUGAGCUGAGCAUUGAAGAGUAUGCAAGUAAUGGAAGAAACAGAAUUGAUAAGAGCUCUUCAUUCAGUUUUCUUGACAAAGCUGCUGUAAAGACAGGUCAAACAUCACCAUGGAUGCUUUGUACAGUGACUCAAGUAGAGGAAACCAAGCAAAUGACAAAACUGAUUCCCAUCAUGCUUACAACCAUUGUUCCAAGCACCUUGAUAGUUCAAACAAGCACACUCUUUGUCAAACAAGGUGCCACCCUAGACAGAAGCAUGGGACCUCAUUUUAAAAUUCCCCCAGCAUGCCUUACAGCAUUUGUAACCCUCUCCAUGCUCAUAACCAUUGUCAUGUAUGACCGUCUUUUUGUUCCCGCAAUUCGGCGCUACACAAAGAACCCAAGAGGAAUCACAAUGCUGCAGAGACUUGGCAUUGGACUCGUGCUACAUGUCACCAUAAUGGUCACUGCAUGUUUUGCUGAAAGAAAGAGACUGAGUGUUGCAAGAGAGAAGGACCUUUUAGAGCAGAAAGAUGCAAUUCCCCUAACUAUUUUCAUCCUCCUCCCUCAGUAUGCUUUGGCAGGGGUUGCGGAUAACUUUGUGGAAGUUGCCAAGAUGGAGUUAUUCUAUGAUCAAGCACCAGAAGGAAUGAAAAGUCUUGGAACAUCAUAUUUCACAACCACUUUAGGUAUUGCAAGUUUUCUCAGCACUUUUCUUCUGUCAACUGUUGCGGAUAUCACCAAGAGAAAUGGUCACAAGGGUUGGGUUUUGGAUAAUCUAAACGUCUCUCACUUGGAUUAUUAUUAUGCUUUCAUGGCCAUACUAAGCUUUCUCAACUUCCUCUGCUUUUUGGUUGCUGCCAAGUUCUUUGUGUAUAAUGUUGAUGUAACACAAAACAGAUUGGGUUUGGAGGUUAACCCCCCUUCGUCACAGCCACAGGACAAGACUGGAAUAAGCCCAAGCACCCCACAAGCAGAUGCCAAAUCUUAGGGAAAACACCACCUCUUCUCCUCCUAUUAGUCAUUUCAAAGUUAAUAAGAUUAUCUACCAUUCCUAUGUUCAUCUCAGAAUAAUACUUAAAAUUAUUGCAAACAUGUAAAUCAGCGUGAU
Molecule: messenger RNA, 2023 nt
Organism: Cajanus cajan (pigeon pea)
Lineage: Eukaryota; Viridiplantae; Streptophyta; Magnoliopsida; Fabales; Fabaceae
Product: protein NRT1/ PTR FAMILY 5.2-like
Biological process (GO): transmembrane transport; dipeptide transport
Cellular component (GO): membrane
Molecular function (GO): tripeptide transmembrane transporter activity; dipeptide transmembrane transporter activity
Source: RefSeq, a predicted model, not a curated record